Messenger RNA from Lindgomyces ingoldianus, 870 nucleotides. RefSeq lists its product as uncharacterized. The record is from RefSeq and is a predicted model, not a curated record. Bases 1 to 870 code for a protein of 289 amino acids. The transcript has 8 exons. NCBI's taxonomy places the organism in Eukaryota, Fungi, Ascomycota, Dothideomycetes, Pleosporales, Lindgomycetaceae.
AUGAAAGCGUGGGGAGGGAAAUCGACUUUGCUCGACCGAGGCUAUGAUGCCGCCGUAGAAGAGGGCGGAUUCCGACCGCGAAAGUUUGCCCCUCCAUCUGCAUUCGCGUCGCCACUUGACGAGAUGUCACCAAUUGUCAAAGCAUCAAUUCACUUUUCGUUACUCCACAUCAUCCGCAUUUUUCCUCAGCAUGGUCACCCUUCUACUUGUUCCCCCUCAAUUGUAUUGCCAAGGUCGCACCAUAGCCUCUUUCCUUUGCGGUUAACAACAAAAGGUUGUAGUCCAACGCUCUUCACACGACAAUGCUCCUGUAGAAGGGAUUUCACGCCUGAUGCUAAUAUGAUAGGUCCUGAGGAGGUUAGCCAAGUGAACACCGGCGCAACACUGGCACACCAUACGAUCAAGUAUCGCGAGAUUUUGCGAGAACGUAGCUUGCUCCUACUUGAUUAUCAUGUAGCAAGGAUCCUGUUCAAGAGCAUCGCUACUAAUAGUCACGCAUCACCACCCUGUCUAUCGGCUUCUUCGUCAACAUUCGUUACUAGGUGUUUCCACAGCCCAUUCACUAAGCGGCUUGGUGAUAUGGAUGAAAGUGGUGACGAUGAAAAGUAUAAUAAACUAGGGCAGUACCAUGGUCCAAUUCAUUCCAUAAAUAGGCGUCCACUUGAUCUACAUUACCAGAGCAAGGACCUACCAUUUCCAUACAACCUUAAACACUUCUAUGCAUCCUGGGUGUUAGCAGAAGUAGUCACUGCUGGAAUUCUAACUUCACUAACGCUCGCCGCCUUAGUCGAUGACCUUGAGAGAACGGGUUUGCUCAAGCAUGUUUGCGGGAAGAUAUCGAAGACGGAAACUUUAGAGCUGUAUGAAUGA